This is a messenger RNA of Talaromyces amestolkiae, 1143 nucleotides long. RefSeq lists its product as uncharacterized. The record is from RefSeq and is a predicted model, not a curated record. Bases 1 to 1143 code for a protein of 380 amino acids. The transcript has 5 exons. NCBI's taxonomy places the organism in Eukaryota, Fungi, Ascomycota, Eurotiomycetes, Eurotiales, Trichocomaceae.
AUGACGCACGGCAUCGAAAAGAUCAUCAAUGCAAAGAGGACGGUUGCGAGGCGAGAUUCGGCACGCGAAACGACCUUGAAAGACAUCGGAAAUCAGUCCACGGCAGAUACCCUCAAUGUGGACCGAAAGAAACUUAUAAGUGUUUUGGUCGGAAUUGUGGACAUCCUGAGAAGAUCACACGCUUGGUACAAGAAACAGAAGAAAAAAGAAGAAGAAGUAGAGGUGAAGAAAGUAUCAAAUUUGGAGGCCGUGGAUCAACUGUCAAGCUCAAGUAUCGACAUAGCUCCAAGGAAGGAACCACCGACAACUCCCACCAUCACUCCGUCGAAGACUUUGAUCAAUUCUUUGAACCAUAAUCCUAGUGAUUACUUCGACGACAGGCUAGAAAAGCUGACUCUCAACCCCAUUGGACGUCUCCAGAGCUUAAGUUCAAACGUGCUACCUGAAAACUCGCAGACUCUGAAAAACAUCGAAAAAGACACGAAAAGCCCUAUGGUUGCACAUUUACAGGCUGUUAUGGAAGAUUCGGCAGCAAAGCCGAUUGGAAACGUCACGAGAGCCGACCAUGAGAAAAUACUACACCAGAUUGCUACCGGCCAUAUUGGCCCCAAAGAUGAGGAGUCAAAAUUCAGUUACUGGUGUGGGUUCUGUAAAGAGAUCAAGACCGUGGAAAAAACAGGAGUAGAUGCUCUGAAUGAGCGCUUUGAUCAUAUUGAUCUACAUUUCCAAAAGAAUGAAAACAUCAAGAGAUGGGUUCCCGCUAAAGGUCACACUGAAAAGGGAGCACAAAAGAGGAGGGAUAAGAGUCGAAAGAAGGAAUCUAAAAGAACAGCCACGUCUCGCAGGGAAGAUGACUCUGGGGUUUUAUACGAUAAUGGCUACAAUGACGGGGAUUACAGUACUUACGAAGAGUGUCCCUCAAGUGCAGAUGAGGCUUGUAUUGAAGACAAGUCCCAUCCUGACAGUUAUGGUGAAAGCAACAAAUCUCGCAAAUUGGAACAGGUUGAAACAGGCGAGGUUUCGAUCUACUGUUGUCGAUGCGAUGGGCUCCUACCGAUCAUGGCCCUACGCUGCGUAGAAUGUGAACAUGACAGCUGCUCACUUUGUAAACGAGAGAAGCGAGGACCAGACCGAUUGCUGUAA